CGUAUGCUAUUUCCCGCAUUUUUCAAAGGGUUUAAUCAGUGGCGUUCACAGAUCGUACGUCAAUGAGCUGUCCAUUUGGCCUUGAAGUAUUGUCGGUCUUCUGACAUCAUUCAGACAUUCCUCUGCGUCACACAAAAACAUUGAUAUAAGGUAAAAAGAAAUAUGCCUCGAGCAGCGGAUGGGAAUGAUGAUGAGAAUACAUUCAAGAUAUUGGUGGCCACAGACUGUCAUGUUGGAUAUGGUGAGAAAGACCCAGAGCGAGCAAAGGAUUCUUUGAAAACUUUUGAGGAAAUACUAGAGACUGCGGUGAAACAUGAAGUGGACUUUGUUUUAUUAGGGGGUGACUUAUACCAUGACAACAAGCCGUCACGUAAAGCGGUUAAUGGGACGAUAGCGUUGCUAAGGAAGUACUGUCUAGGAGAUAACCCUGUCCAGUUUGAAGUUCUCAGUGAUCAGUCUGUAGAUUUUUACCAUUGUGACUUUCCUAUGCUGAAUUAUGAGGACUCCAAUCUUAAUGUGUCGGUGCCGGUGUUCUCUAUACAUGGUAACCAUGAUGACCCAACAGGCCUGGGUAACCUCUGCUCUCUCGACCUCCUUCACUCGUGUGGGCUGGUCAAUUAUUUUGGGAAGCCAUCGUCAUUAGAAAAAAUAGAAAUCAGUCCUAUCUUGUUCCAGAAAGGCAGCACUAAGCUAGCAAUGUUUGGUCUGGGAUCUGUUCGAGACGAACGCCUCCAUCGUAUGUUCAUUCAUAAAAACAUUUCAAUGCUUCGCCCCAAGGAAAACAAAGAUGAUUGGUUUAACAUGUUUGUCAUUCAUCAAAAUCGCUCAAAGCAUUCUGCCACCAAUUACAUCCCAGAACAGUUCCUCGAUGACUUUCUUGAUCUCAUUAUCUGGGGUCAUGAGCAUGAAUGUCGUAUUGAUCCUGAGUGGAAUGGCGUUCAAAACUUCUACGUCUCCCAGCCUGGAAGUAGUAUCGCCACUUCACUCAGCGAGGGAGAGACUGUCAAGAAACACAUUGGCAUAUUGAAAAUUCAUGGCAAAGAUUUUAAAAUGGAGAAGAUUCCUCUGUUGACUGUGCGACAGUUCUACAUGGAGGAUGUGAUUCUGAGUGAGACCAAUCUGGACCCAGAUGACCAUGACAUCAGUAAAAAAGUGGAGACAUAUUGUCAGGAGAAAGUAGAAAUGUUGCUUGACAAAGCAGUACUUGAGCACACAGGGAAUGAGAAGCAGCCUGACAAACCUUUGAUCCGGAUAAGGGUGGAUUACAGCGGCGGCUUUGAACCCUUCAGCAUUCAUAGGUUUGGUCAAAAAUUUGUGGACAGAGUGGCUAACCCAAAGGAUAUUGUGCAUUUCAUGAAAAGGAAAACUCAGACCGAUAAGAAGGAUGUUAAAUUAGAUGCUGAUGCCCUUGACAGUUUCAAGACAAAUGAAGUGGACAGUAUCAGAGUUGAGGAUAUGGUCAGAGAUUACUUCUCUGCGGCAGAUAAGACUCUACAGUUACAAGUGUUGUCCGAAAAGGGAAUGGGUGACGCAGUGUCUGAAUUUGUGGACAAAGAAGAGAAGGAUGCCAUAGGAGAGCUGGUGAAAUAUCAGCUACAGAAAAUGCAGGGUGUGCUGAAGGAUAGGAACGCCGAGGAGGAGAUGAUUGAUGCAGAGGUCAGCCGAUACAAGGAUGAGAGGAAGAAAAAAGCAGGUGAAGAAGACGAGGAAGUGAAGGAGGUGUUAAAACGCGUCCACGAGAAAAGCUCGGCAGAUAGUAUGGACGUGACUACCAUUGAUGACAUGGACUCAGAUGAAAAUGGUCCGUCCCCUGGCACAAGUCGUGGGCGGGGUCGGGGGAGAGGCAGGGCGCAUGGAGGCAAGGGGAAGAAAACCUCAGAAGAUUUGGACCUUGACACAUCCACCAAACCCACCCGUGGUAGAGGGAGGGGGAGAGGGAGCCGAGGGGGCAGGGGCAAGAGCCCUGUAGUGGCAGAACCUAGGGGCCAUUCCAUAGCUGACGUGUUUUCCGCAGCCUCCCAGAGCUCCACUUCACGACAGUCAUACAGCAGGGCAAAUGAUCUCUCAGAUGAUGAUGACCCUUUUGAAGACAUCCCAUCAUCUAGUCGAAAGAAACCCACCCAGUCAGAUGGGCGCCGAUCGACCACAAGUCAGAAGAAAAGGGGCGUGGCCUUUGACUCAUCAGAUUCAGACAGUGAGAUAAUAGUUAUGCCCAGUAAGAGAAGAAGAUAG
Molecule: messenger RNA, 2232 nt
Organism: Liolophura sinensis
Lineage: Eukaryota; Metazoa; Mollusca; Polyplacophora; Chitonida; Chitonidae
Product: double-strand break repair protein MRE11-like
Exons: 8
Coding region: 163-2232 (689 amino acids)
Biological process (GO): meiotic DNA double-strand break formation; telomere maintenance; mitochondrial double-strand break repair via homologous recombination
Cellular component (GO): Mre11 complex; site of double-strand break; nucleus
Molecular function (GO): 3'-5'-DNA exonuclease activity; single-stranded DNA endonuclease activity; manganese ion binding
Source: RefSeq, a predicted model, not a curated record